This is a messenger RNA of Neohortaea acidophila, 738 nucleotides long. RefSeq lists its product as uncharacterized. The transcript has a single exon. The record is from RefSeq and is a predicted model, not a curated record. The coding region runs from base 169 to 693 and encodes 174 amino acids. NCBI's taxonomy places the organism in Eukaryota, Fungi, Ascomycota, Dothideomycetes, Mycosphaerellales, Teratosphaeriaceae.
GCGUGCGAGGCCGAGCCGCAAUCGCUGCGGAGGCAAGAGGUGCGAUGGAAGAAGAAGCUGAGAUUGGGAUCAUGGGCAAGCGAAAAGGUACACCCGUUUUAUCUUUCCAUUCUCCACCCCUGAAAGGAAUCGCUUUGCGCAAGACCCGGACCCAACAGGACCUCCGAAAUGGAGUCACAUUCCCUGGAGCCAGGACUGGAUUCGCGCUGGAUGCGCGCACUGGCUCCUCAUCUUCCGCUUCUUCUACUAGCACAAGGGAGACCGGCCGCCGAGAUUUGCACAGCGACAGCAGCAUCGUCUCUCGUGAGCGAGACCUGCGAGAAACUGUCGAUGGUAAGACUGUGGAUUCCGGCCAAUCAACGCGCAACACAUCCCUCAACAGCCUCAAGAAUGCCUUCGAUGGCCUUACCCUAUCCCCAAACAAGGCAUCUCAUCGCGAUGUGUCUUCCUCAAGGCACCGCCCCUCCCUUUCGCGGAUCAAAGAAGAAGCCUCCCCGGUCAAGUCCCCCUCCAAGAUCCCCAAGUUCUCUUGCACUCCUUCCCUUCGUCAUACCCAAUCCACCCAAUCCCUCCGCCCACCCCCAUCCGUUUCCCCUAUCAAACACCAAAGCUCCAUGCUUGGCCUGCGUACGCCUGCCACGACUUCCAAAAAGCCCAGGCCUGCUCCCGGAGAGGAUUUGCCCAUAUUUUUGACGAAAGAGAAGCUUACACCUGUUCGUAUAGCAUGGGACACCAAAG